Cajanus cajan (pigeon pea) is the source of this 1774-nucleotide messenger RNA. Its product is annotated as Exostosin family protein. NCBI's taxonomy places the organism in Eukaryota, Viridiplantae, Streptophyta, Magnoliopsida, Fabales, Fabaceae. Gene Ontology annotation, molecular function: glycosyltransferase activity. The record is from RefSeq and is a predicted model, not a curated record.
CAAGAGCAAGAGCAAGAGCAAGUCUUUAAAUUUUACUACGUCUGUGUCUUUCAUGAAUAUGAAUGGCAUGGCAAUGUACAUGAAUAUUGAAUAUGAUCAUCACUCUCAGAACCUGAAAUCUGAAAUGGAAAAAGAAAAACCAACCAGAACUUUCUACGACAAUCACUACCUCUGCUUCGCCUUUCUCUUCUCCUUUCUCCUCUGCUCUUUCCUCCUAUGCUUUGACUUCGCAACCUUUCAUGGCCCCAACCAUGCGCUCUCAUUCUCUCUCAACCCAUCCACCCAAAACCCUAAUCCAGAUUCCUGCAUUGGCCGCUAUGUCUACAUUCACAAACUCCCUUCCCGCUUCAACGAUUAUUACCUUAAAAACUGCCAUGUCCUCACCAUUGGCUCUGACACACCCAACAUGUGUCCCUAUCUUCAAAACUUGGGUUUUGGGCCUCAAUUUUCAAACCAGAGUUGGUACGCCACCAACCAGUUUACGUUGGAGGUCAUUUUUCACAACAGGAUGAAAAAAUAUGAGUGCUUGACCAACGAUUCUUCCUUCGCAUCUGCAAUUUUUGUGCCGUUUUACGCUGGUCUUGACGUCAGUCGCUUUCUUUAUCAUUCUAAUCUCACAGAGAGGGAUUCCUCUGGUCGAGAUCUUCUUAAAUGGCUUGCAGAAAGACCCGAAUGGGGGAGAAUGUGGGGGAGAGACCAUUUCCUUGUUGCAGGGAGAAUUGCUUGGGAUUUCAGGAGACAAAGUGAUAAUGACUCAGAUUGGGGUACCAAGUUCAGAUUUUUACCCGAAUCAAUGAACAUGUCCAUGUUAGCAGUUGAAGCUGGUUCCUGGAGAAACGACUAUGCAAUACCCUACCCUACUUCUUUCCACCCCUCCAAGGACACACAAGUUUCAUUGUGGCAGAGGAAAAUCAGGCACCAGAAGCGUCCUCACUUGUUUGCUUUCACUGGUGCUCCAAGGUUUGAACGUGAUGGCUCCAUCAGGGGUAAGAUUAUAGACCAAUGCAGAGCUUCGAGUUUGUGCAAAUUCGUUGACUGCAGCCAUGGUGCGGAAAAGUGUGACGACCCCACCAAUGUCAUGAAGGUGUUUGAAAGUUCUGUGUUCUGUUUGCAGCCUUGGGGUGACUCCUACACCAGAAGAUCCAUUUUUGAUUCCAUGCUGGCUGGUUGUAUUCCCGUUUUCUUUAGUCCUGGCACUGCUUAUUCGCAGUACAAGUGGCAUUUGCCCAAGAAUAGGACUAGUUACUCUGUGUAUAUACCUGUGAAGGAUGUAAAGCAAUGGAAUGUGAGUUUGGAAGAGGUGUUGCUGGGGAUUCCGAAGGGUGAGGUGUUUGCAAUGAGAGAGGAGGUUAUAAAGAUAGUUCCAAAUAUUGUUUAUGCAGAUCCUAGGUAUAAGUUGGGUUACUUUGAAGAUGCGUUUGAUUUAGCAGUGAAAGGAAUACUUGAGAGGAUAGAGGAGGUGAGGGAAGCAAUAAGGAGCGGGAGUAAUCCUAGCAUUGGUUUUGCAGAUGAAGACCAUUAUAGGUUUACAUUUUCAGAUAAUUACACCUAAAACAAGACAUAUAUUAUAGGCACAUAUCGUUUCAUGAUAUUAGUCAUAAAAAAUAACAUUCAUAUUUCAUAGUUAAACAAAUUCCCUAAAGAGAAUCCCGGGUCACACCUUUUUUUUUUUGUUUAUUUUGGGGGUAUUCUGGCUUUUCUGAUUUAUUCGUUAUGCUUUCUUUCUUGGUCUACAAAUAAGGAAAUCUGGUUGCAAUGAUACAUGAAAUUUCUA